Molecule: messenger RNA, 1647 nt
Organism: Arachis stenosperma
Lineage: Eukaryota; Viridiplantae; Streptophyta; Magnoliopsida; Fabales; Fabaceae
Product: cyclin-dependent kinase F-1-like
Exons: 2
Coding region: 135-1406 (423 amino acids)
Biological process (GO): protein phosphorylation
Cellular component (GO): nucleus
Molecular function (GO): ATP binding
Source: RefSeq, a predicted model, not a curated record
AAGGCUUGGUAAAACCCAAAACAAAAAGAGAAAAAACAGCACAAGAAGCCAAGCAUUCCCUCUGAGCGUCGUGUCUUAUUCAGCGCCUUUGUUUUCCAGUCACAGAUCACUUUCCCACUCACUCCCUCACCGUCAUGGACACUCAUCCACCAUCGGAGAAGAGCUGGACCAUCCACACCCGACCAGAAAUAACCGCCAAAUACCAAAUUCUCGAUCGGGUUGGGUCGGCCGCAUAUGCUGACGUGUACCGUGGACGGCGUCUAUCCGACGACGUAACGGUGGCGCUGAAGGAGGUCCACGACGCUCGGUCGGCGCUCAGGGAAAUCGAAGCUCUAAGAAUCCUUCAGGGCUCUCAAAACGUCGUCGUCAUGCACGAGUUCUUCUGGAACGACGAUGAUGAAGACGCCGUGAUCGUGCUCGAGUUUUUCAGGACAGACCUCGCUGCCGUGAUCGCGGAAGCUGCUGCUGCUGGUGGUGGCCGUGGUUUUGAUGUCGGUGAGGUGAAGAGGUGGAUGAUGCAGGUGCUUAGUGGUGUGGAUGCUUGCCAUAGGAACAUGAUCGUCCAUAGAGACUUGAAGCCUUCCAAUUUCUUGGUUUCAGAUCAUGGAGUGCUCAAAUUGGCCCAUUUCGGACAGGCAAGGAUAAUUAUGGAGCCUGGAUUUGACUCUACAGAGGAGAACCCACCACCACCAUAUGAGCAUGAUUAUACUUCUUCAGUUCCGGAGAGCUCAUCAAUUGAACAUCCUUCAUCAUCAGAGGCUUUUCCUCAUGACCAAGGGACCAUAAAUCAUGAAGAGUAUUUCAGAGUUCUAGAAGAAAUGAAAACCAAGAAUACCAUAUAUGACACUGAUAAGGACCCAAACAUCCAAGAUGGAAACACCUCUUGUCUUGCAACUUGCACAACAAGUAACACUGAUGAUGGCGAUGAUGAUCUCUGGAAGGCUUCGUUGACAUUUGAAGCAGCGGAGGAGGAAGAAAGGAGGAACGAACUCGACUGUUGCCUCACACCACGUGUUGGAACUCGGUGGUAUAAGGCUCCUGAAUUGCUCUAUGGAUCCACAGAUUAUGGUUUAGAGGUUGAUCUAUGGUCUUUAGGGUGUAUAUUUGCGGAAUUGCUAACGUUGAAGCCUUUGUUUCCUGGAACAUCUGAUGUAGAUCAAUUGAGUAGGAUCGUUAGUGUUUUGGGAAACAUUGAUGGAGAAUCUUGGCCUGGUUGUUCUAAGCUUCCUGAUCAUGCAACAAUGUCGUUUGGUAAUGUGGAGAGGCCUAUUGGUUUUGAAGAGUGCAUGAAGAAUUGCGGAAAGGAUCAAUUGUCUAUGAUAAAGAAACUUGUUUGUUAUGAUCCAGCUAGGAGGGCCACAACAAUGGAGAUGCUUCAUGAUAAGUUCUUUAGUGAAGAGCCUUGAAUAUUAUUUUUUAAAGAAAGGUAUUUGUAUAUGAAAAUGAAUUCAAGGUGGACCAUAUUCCUUGGAUGCGCCAUUGUUAGAAUAAAUUACCAUUUGUACAUAUAAAAGAUACAGACACCGACAAAUAUACCCAUAUAAAAAUAAAACGAAAGCCAUCUUUUGUAACUAUAUAGGUACAUUUGUUAGCGUCUGUAUCUUUUAUUGGUAGAAAUGAUAAUUUAUUCGCCAUUGUUAUUUGUCA